AUGUCGUCUGUCAAUACGAUCCCUACUCCGGUUGCUACCCAUGCCGCUACGGACACUACAUCCGUCAACAGACCACCUAGGAACAGGAAAAGAGGUCGAGGUCCGCCCAAAGAUGCCGGCAAAGAUGGCCGAAGUAUGCGGCUACAUUCUUCCAAUGCAGAACCAGCAGGAACGGCUGGAAUAGCGGAUUCAAGACUCAACGGGGAUGCCCGAGAGUUUGUUCCGGCUUCGACACUUCCUACCGCAAAGCGAGAACGGCCGAAACGACAUCAGAAUUUGAAGCAGCCUCCGCAAGGUGGCAAGAACCAUAUUGAAGCGACUGCUAUUACACCACCGACCGAUGUGGCUACAGGGCCGAGCAAAAGACGAGCGUCUCUAUUGCGGUCGACUGCGCCUGACAUUGCGACUAGGGUUCAUGAAGAUAUUGCGAAAAGCAUCUACGAAUGUGCGAUAUGCACGAAUGAAAUUGGCAGAAACUCCAAACACCGCAAGGUCAGGUUCAAGAUGGACAACUCCCUCCUGCGAAGCAAUGGCGGUGUCCCGGGUGUAAUCUACCGCAGGAGACGCUACCUUCGGCAUAUAGCUGCUGGUGUGAGAAGGAAUUGGAUCCGAGACCUAUUCCUGGUUUACCUCCACAUUCUUGUGGACAAACUUGCGGCCGACAGAAGACUUUCCCCAAACCGUGCCCUCACCCAUGCAAUCUGA
Messenger RNA from Endocarpon pusillum Z07020, 705 nucleotides. RefSeq lists its product as uncharacterized. The record is from RefSeq and is a predicted model, not a curated record. NCBI's taxonomy places the organism in Eukaryota, Fungi, Ascomycota, Eurotiomycetes, Verrucariales, Verrucariaceae. The transcript has 2 exons. The coding region runs from base 1 to 705 and encodes 234 amino acids.